This is a messenger RNA of Magnusiomyces paraingens, 1284 nucleotides long. RefSeq lists its product as uncharacterized. Bases 1 to 1284 code for a protein of 427 amino acids. The record is from RefSeq and is a predicted model, not a curated record. The transcript is spliced from 4 exons. Lineage: Eukaryota; Fungi; Ascomycota; Dipodascomycetes; Dipodascales; Dipodascaceae.
AUGGGCCUAGAUAAAAGAAACUGGCCUCUAAGUGAUAUUGAAAAAGCAAAGAUUUUGUUUGCGCUUUUAAAGGCCAUUGAUUCGGCGGAGAAACUCAGCGAAGAAAAUAUAUUGGAAGAUGAUGAUGAUGAAGAAGAAGAAGAUUUGACGGAGAAACACAGCGAGGAAAAUGUCUUGGAAGAUGAUGAAGAAGAAGAAGAAGAAGAAAGAGAAGAAGCUACUACUCUGGCCGAUUCUUCGGGAAAAAACAAUGCACAAACUAAUGAAAGCAUUCAAUCUAACUCUGGUAGCGAAACUUUCCCAAAUUCAGAGUCUAAUAAAGUAGAAGUAGAUGAUAGUCAAAUUUCUGAGCUUUUAUCUUCAGUCAUUGAAAUGAUUGCUCUUCGAGAUGAAAGAUUGUCACACAUUCCCAGACUUUCCAAUAAAAUGAAUUAUGCUUCUGACAAAUGGAUUAGAGAGCCCAAACUUAGAGGUCUUCGUCGAGAACUUAUAUCAUAUGUUAAGAUUAAUGAAAGUUUAUCAGGUGGUAUUUCAGUAUUAAAAAUGCUUCGUACAUAUUUUGAGUCUCACAGCAAUGUUUCAUUAAACCAGGCCAUCAAAUUUGCUACAACAGUUUUAGAACAGCAAAAUUUGGAUCCUGAUUUUUAUAAAACAGUUUUUUCCAAGAUCAGGAAUAUAUGUCAUUUUACUUUUAAAUCUGGAAAAGUUAAUCCCAAUUCGGAGCCUAUGAUUGCGUACACAACAUAUAAAGAUAAGGCCAAAGAAGCUGGAAUUAGGUAUACAAAGGCCAGUGCAUUGAAAGGAUUUCCAGAGCAUAAUAAUAGAGAAAAUCUCAAAGAACUUUUUCCCAAAGCUAAAUUUAUUGAAAGCGAUGGUGUGAAAAUGUUACGCCGUGGUGACUGGUCUACAGGAUUUGAAGUUGUUUAUUUUUGCAGCAAUAGAUGCAUGGCAUUUACGGGUUCUAGUAGCGAUUUGACAGAAUGUGCCCAAUGUGGGAAGGCUCGUGAUCCGAUGUAUAGAUAUUUUUACUUCUCACCUCGUGAAAAAGUCAGAGAUUUUUUUGAAAACACAGGCUUGUCUAGGGUCAUUAAGGAUGCCCACAAGCGACAAAAAAAUGAAGGAGAAGUAGAAGACUUUUUUGAUGGCCAACUUUAUAAGCUUCUUUCACAGAGAUGCAUUCAAAACGCUCAAUUAGGUGAAGAUUAUCAACAAAAAAUAUCCCUCAAAUAUUUUGAAAGUCCGUGGGAUUUAGCAUUUUGGUAUCAUUUGAUGCUGUUCCGGUGA